This is a messenger RNA of Ipomoea triloba (trilobed morning glory), 961 nucleotides long. RefSeq lists its product as uncharacterized. NCBI's taxonomy places the organism in Eukaryota, Viridiplantae, Streptophyta, Magnoliopsida, Solanales, Convolvulaceae. Bases 37 to 747 code for a protein of 236 amino acids. The record is from RefSeq and is a predicted model, not a curated record. The transcript has a single exon.
GCCACAGACAUUUAGCCAUUUACUACUCCCAAAAAUAUGUCACCAACUCCAUUGUCCAUUCCCCCUCUUCCUUUCUUCCCCAAACAACACCUUAUCAAAUCCUCAAACCUCCAUAGCCAAACCCUCAAAGAACCUUCAUUUCAUUAUCUCUCCUCAUCCCCCAUGAAGAAGCUCUACAGAAAAGGCACAGUUUUCCCAUCUCCCCCGCUGGUUUCAGACCAGCUAGCUUUCUUGCCAGCCGCAAUCUUCACCCUCACAGCAGCCCUCUCCCAAGAAGAUAAACAAGUCUUGGCUUAUCUCCUUUCUUGCCCUUCUGGAAACUUCUCAACCACCCACAAAAACUCCUCCCCCUCCGGCAAGGGCGGCGGCGGCGCUGACCAUCCGCCGUCAUUCAACUGUUUCUGCUUUAACUGCUACCGGAGUUACUGGGCCCGGUGGGACUCUUCCCCUAACCGUCAACUCAUAGAUGAGAUCAUAGAGGCCUAUGAAGAUGGGUUGCAGAGCAAGAAAGAGAAGAGCAAGAGAGAAAGAAGGAAGAGUAAUAAAGGGUCUUGUAGUAAUAAGGAUGAGCUGAGAAAGUCUGAGGUGGUGAUGGGUUUGAAUAAGGAUGAUUCCGGUGAGGCUGACGAGGCGGCGGCGCUGCCCAGUCACGGCGGCGGCGAGGGAGAGGAGGAGGGAAGUGAAAAAGGGUCGGUGAGGAGGCUUGUGAGUUUUCUUGGAGAGAAAAUUUGGAGUGUUUGGACCUGAGAAUUAAAAAGGUUGGUUAAGCUUCUUCAAUUCUUCUACUAUCUUUAUCUUCUGUAUUUCUGUGCUGCAAAAUCUGUAAAGUAGCCUCUCUUCCCAGUGUAAAAUAUGGCUGGUUUUGAAUGAACACAUGAGAUUGUUCAUAUCUUCAACCCCUGUUUGAUUGCAGAAGCAAAAGAAGUUAAUUUUCUGGAAUUCUUCUAGUAUUUUUGGUAAA